UACCAAAAAUGAAUUUGUACAAUUGCUUUCAGUUAUUGUAAAACAUAAAUAGAUUAUAUUAUCACAAUUAUAAAAUAGUUACGAACAGAGGUGAUGGCUACAAGUGAACGAAUGUUAAAUUACAAAAACCGAGCAAAAUCUGACAAAGACGAAGUUAGACGUAAACGUGAAGCUGAAGGAAUACAACUCAGAAAGCAGAAACGAGAUGAACAAGUAUUUAAAAGACGUAAUUUGACCCCUGAAGAUUUGAUAGAUGACCCCACUGCUCAAAUAAAUUCUGAUUCCGAAGAGAAACGCCCAACACUUGAAGAACAAGGUGUUUUACCAAAUUUGUUAUCAAAAGAACAUGCUGAGCAAUUGUAUAUUACACAAGAAGUACGUAGAAUGUUAUCGAAAGAGCCCAACCCCCCUAUUGAUGAGGUAAUACAGACAGGAGCUGUCCCAAUCUUUGUUCAAAUGCUUCAUCGUAACGAUAGUCCUGCUUUGCAAUUUGAAGCAGCUUGGGCAUUAACGAAUAUUGCGUCCGGUACAAAUUGGCAAACUGGUGUUGUAGUAGAAGCAAAUGCUGUUCAGUCAUUUACUUCUCUACUUCAUUCUGGCCAUGUAGAAGUACAAGAACAAGCUGUGUGGGCUUUAGGUAACAUAUCAGGCGACGGACCUCAAUUUCGUGAUUAUGUUUUGAACUGUGAUGUCUUGCCAUCUUUGCUUAAGCUUGCACUUAUACCAAACAGACCCUCUAUGACAAAAAACAUAGUUUGGGCAAUUUCAAAUUUAUGUCGUGGUAAAGUUCCACCUCCAGAUUUUGAAAAAGUAAAACAUUGCUUGCCAGUAUUAGCAAGAUUGUUAUUUCAUUCGGAUGCUGAUAUUUUGACUGAUGCUUGUUGGGCUUUAUCAUACUUAUCAGAUGGUUCCAAUGAUAAAAUACAAGCAGUAAUUGACAGUGGGGUAUGUAGAAGAGUUGUAGAAUUACUUUCCCAUACAGAGCUGUCUGUUGUUUCAAGUGCACUUAGAACUGUGGGUAAUAUCGUCACAGGUGAUGACGUCCAAACUCAAAUUGUACUGAAUUGUUCAAUAUUACCCGCUCUUGAAAAAUUAUUGACCUCACCUAAGGAAUCUAUAGCAAAAGAAUCAUGUUGGACAAUCUCUAAUAUUGUUGCAGGGAAUAGAACACAAAUUCAGCAAGUAAUCAAUGCAAAUGUCUUCUCUACACUUAUUUUUGUAUUAUCAACCGCUGACUUUAAAACAAGAAAAGAAGCCGCUUGGGCAAUCACGAAUGCAACUUCUGGUGGAUCUUCAGAACAAAUACGCCAUCUUAUUAAACUGGGAUGUAUAAGUCCGCUGUGUGAUUUAUUAUCUAUUCAGGAGCCAAAGAUAUUAUUAGUCGCACUCAGUGGAUUGGAUAACAUUUUAAGGCUAGGGACUUUGGACGCUCAAAAUCAUGAAGACAAUCAUAAUCCUUAUGCUCUCAUGAUGGAAGAAUGUAGGGGAGUUGAUAAGCUGGAAUACCUACAAACACAUAGUAAUCAAGAGAUUUAUAAAAAAGCAUUUGAAAUGCUUGAAACAUUUUUUGCUAAGGACGAUGACUUGAAUUAAAUAUUCAAAAUAAAAAUUGUUUCCCUAUUGCUGCUGUUGGUAUAUCUUACACACACCGCUCUGCUCUGUGGUUUGACAGACUUCAAACCCCCUUACUUUUAAAAAAAAUGUUGCACAAAUUUUGAGCUGUUUGUGUCUUGUAAUAACUGACAUAAACCUCUAUUAUUGCUGUUUCGUUCUUAGGUAGUUUCUUUGGUUAUUUUUUUAUCCUUUCAUCCUAUAUUUUUGUUUUUGUCUUAUUUUAUUAACAGUAUCCAGAAUGCCUUUUUUUUUAUAUUUUUGCUUCAUUUUUCCAUAAUUAGUCAAAGAAGCAUUAUCAUGUUUUAUGCUAAUUAUUAGUAUUAUGAAUGUA
Styela clava is the source of this 1945-nucleotide messenger RNA. Its product is annotated as importin subunit alpha-6-like. Lineage: Eukaryota; Metazoa; Chordata; Ascidiacea; Stolidobranchia; Styelidae. Gene Ontology annotation, biological process: protein import into nucleus. Gene Ontology annotation, molecular function: protein binding; nuclear import signal receptor activity. The record is from RefSeq and is a predicted model, not a curated record. Gene Ontology annotation, cellular component: cytoplasm.